Recurvomyces mirabilis is the source of this 255-nucleotide messenger RNA. RefSeq lists its product as uncharacterized. The record is from RefSeq and is a predicted model, not a curated record. The transcript is spliced from 2 exons. Lineage: Eukaryota; Fungi; Ascomycota; Dothideomycetes; Mycosphaerellales; Teratosphaeriaceae. Bases 1 to 255 code for a protein of 84 amino acids.
AUGGCGGGCAUCGGAAACUUGAUCCCUCUGAUCAUCUUGUUGAUCGUUGUCGGGGGCGGUGGGUUUGUUGGGUAUCAGGUGUAUCUCUGGUCGGAGGAGAUGAAGGACAGAGGAAAGAAGCACAUGGAGAAGAAGAACGUGAGCUUCACAAAAGAUGGUGGGCUGAAGGUGGGCGUGAAGGAGAUGAAGGACGAGAACUAUAUGGAUAAGACACAGAAAACUACCGAACUACAAGUCCCGGCUGGGCUGGAAUAG